Messenger RNA from Helobdella robusta, 2121 nucleotides. RefSeq lists its product as hypothetical. NCBI's taxonomy places the organism in Eukaryota, Metazoa, Annelida, Clitellata, Rhynchobdellida, Glossiphoniidae. The record is from RefSeq and is a predicted model, not a curated record. Gene Ontology annotation, biological process: mRNA 3'-end processing. The transcript is spliced from 20 exons. Gene Ontology annotation, cellular component: nucleus. The annotation marks the transcript as partial. Gene Ontology annotation, molecular function: mRNA binding; protein binding.
GAUAAAAUAGCCAAAGCAGAAGCAAAGAUUAUUAUUCACCCCUAUGAUGUUGAAUCUUGGAAUGUUCUAAUCAGAGAUGCACAGACAAAGAAAAUUGAUGAUGUGAGGCCGUUCUAUGAAAAAUUGAUUGAACAAUUUCCAAAUUCGGGAAAAUACUGGAAAAUAUACAUAGAGCAUGAGGUUAAGAGUAAGAAUUAUGAAAAAGUUGAAAAGCUGUUCCAGAGAUGUCUGAUGAAAGUCUAUCACAUAGACCUGUGGAAGCAGUACUUGUCUUACAUCAAAGAAACUAAAGUCACGUUACCAUCAUACAGGCAAAUUAUAAUUUACUUAAUGGCACAGGCAUACGAUUUUGCACUGGAUAAGAUAGGAAUGGAUGUCAAUGCUUAUCCCAUCUGGCUGGAGUAUAUCAACUUUUUGAAAUCUGUGGAAGCGACAGGAUCAUAUGCGGAGAAUCAACGUAUAACAGCCGUCAGAAAAGUGUACCACAAAGCCAUCAUGAAUCCAAUGCUCAACAUUGAGUUGUUGUGGAAAGAUUAUUGUGCUUUCGAAAAUGGAAUCAACCCGCUGAUAGCGAAGAAGAUGCAAGAUGACAGGUUCAAGGACUACACGAACACUAGAAGGGUGGCCAAGGAGUAUGAGGUCAACACGAAGGGCAUCAACAAGAAUGUAGCGUCUAUCCCACCGAAGAAUACUGUUGAGGAGAUUAAACAAGUCGAACUAUGGAAGAAAUAUAUACAGUGGGAAAAAUCUAACCCAUCAAGAAUUGAAGAUCAGACUACAAUUACUAAGAGAGUGAUGUUUGCGUAUGAGCAGUGCUUACUCUGCCUGGGUUUGCAUCCGGAUGUAUGGAUUGAAGCAGCCAACUAUCUUGAACAGUCCAGUAAGCUCUUAGCUGAAAAAGGGUCAGACACAAUGAGCAAAGUGUUUGCAGAUGAAGCUGCCAACAUGUACGAGAGAGCAAUAUCAAUGGGGCUGAAGAACUGCCUGCUUAUUUAUUUCUCCUAUGCCGAUUUCGAAGAAAGUCGAAUGAAGCACGAGAAAGUACACAGUAUCUACAAGAGGGCUUUAGAGUUGCAGGAUGUAGAAACUACACUGAUCUACAUACAGUACAUGAGGUUUGCCAGGAGAGCUGAAGGCAUCAAAUCAGCAAGGUAUGUAUUCAAGAUGGCUAGAGAGGAUCAAAGAACGAAAUUUCACGUCUAUGUCACUGCUGCAUUGAUGGAACACUAUUGUAGCAAGGAUGGUUCCAUUGCGUUGAAGAUUUUUGAGUUAGCCUUCAAAAAAUUUGGACACCAGUACGAAUUUGUAAACGAGUUCAUCAACUAUACUUCACAUCUCAAUGAGGAUAACAACACACGAGUUUUGUUUGAGAGGAUCUUGACGGCCAACCAGAUACCACACGAGAAGACAUUAGAUAUAUGGAACAAGUUCGUUGAAUUCGAAGCAAAUGUUGGCGAUCUGGCCUGCAUACUCAAAUUGGAAAAACGAAGAUUACAAGCUUUUGGAUCUGAGUAUGAAGGUAAAGAAACCUCGCUGCUGAUUGACAGGUACAAAUUUCUCGAUCUCUACCCCUGUCUCUCCCAUGAACUGAGGUCCAUGGGCUUUAAGCACGACAACAUCAACAACAGCACCAACAGCAUCAGCAACAACAUCGACUCCAGCGACCUCGAUCUUAAUGUUAAAAGGUCCAGGUUCUCCAGAGGUCGCCUUGCUUUUCCUAACGUCAACCAAAUGUUGCCAUUCAAACCGAAGAUCGGUCCAUCAGAUUCUUCACAUCCGGUUCCAGGCGGGGUUUUCCCGCCUCCUCCAGCUGUGACCGAUCUUCUACUCAAGUUACCGCCGCCAUCUUCAUUCACCGGCCCUUUUGUGAUAGUUGAUCAGUUGAUGAGACACUUCUCUUCUCUCAACAUACCAGAUGAAUACAUACCAGGUGAGACGUGCGUUGACUAUCCAAAGAUCGAUUUAGGUACUCAAUACUCUAUAGAAGCUUCACUGAUUAGGAAGAGAAAACAUUUUGAAACGAACGACGACGGAAGUGACGACGAGAUGACGUCAUCUACCACCAAUCCCCCGCCAGCCCACGAUGUAUUCCGACUCAGACAACAAAAACGGGCAAAAUAA